Messenger RNA from Malus domestica (apple), 327 nucleotides. RefSeq lists its product as uncharacterized. The record is from RefSeq and is a predicted model, not a curated record. Lineage: Eukaryota; Viridiplantae; Streptophyta; Magnoliopsida; Rosales; Rosaceae.
AUGGCACAUGAGAAUCUGAUGAACAACUACUUCAACCCCAACUCGGUGUACACCGAAUAUGAUUUCAGACGUCACUUACGGAUGAGGCGUCAUGUAUUCGAGCGUUUACUUCAUGAUGUCCAACAUGUUAAUCCAUACUUUCGACAAAAACUGGACAGAGCAGGCUGUCCUGAUUUCUCACCUCAUCAGAAGGUUAUUAUUGCACUUCAAAUGCUGGCCUAUGCCUCCCCAACUGAUGUGAUGGAUGAUACAUAUGGUAUGUCUGAGUCUACAUGCCUUGAUAAUCUUGCUGAAUUCUGUCACACAAUUGUUCAGCUUUACAAAUAA